Messenger RNA from Pocillopora damicornis (cauliflower coral), 774 nucleotides. RefSeq lists its product as uncharacterized. Lineage: Eukaryota; Metazoa; Cnidaria; Anthozoa; Scleractinia; Pocilloporidae. The record is from RefSeq and is a predicted model, not a curated record.
CAAUACUUUCCGUAUGAAAUGGGGCAACAAUAUCCUCAAUAUCGACUAGGAUGGAUAUACCCGUUGCCUAGCACUUACAAUUUUAAUGAUCGAGGAACUGCAAGCCCAUCUCCUUCAACCGCAAGUUCUAGCUCGUUGUCAGAAUCCUUUCCGUUCGUCGAAGACCGCUCAAUGCCGGAAUCAUCCCAAACUUCUUCGCGCCGUACAUCUUCCGAGAACAAGAAGGCCCAGGAACGAUGGACUAAAGAUGAGGAAAAACUGUUAGUCCAACUAUGGGCUGAAAAACACGAUCAGUUGGAAAGCAGAAAGUGCAGGAAAACGUGGUCCUGGAUCGCUGAGAAGAUUUCGAAAGCGCUACAGUCCAACAAGACGGCCGACAAAUGUAUUCGGAAAAUGAAGUACAUCAUAGAAAGAUACAAGAAUGCAAAAGAUUGGAACAAAAACCAAACAGGAGGAAACCUUAGGAAAUCCGUCUACUACGAUGAGGUCGAUAAGAUCCUUGGAUGCCGCGACCUAGUAACCUUCAAUAAUGUAGCCAAGGCGGGGAUCAGCGGCGAAAGUGCCCCCCAAGUUGUUGCUGAAUCAAGUGAUACUACUGGCGAGAACAGUACUUCAUCUAGCCCCAAUAAAUUGAAAAUAAAAAGGGUGAAACUGGGUGAGAAAAACCAUAUGAAGGGAUACAAACGAAAUGAGUUCUCUCUGACGACUCCGCCAAUUGAGAGAUGGGACGAGAGAGGUCGAAAUCCAUGGCGCGAAAAUCUGGAACAGACAUGA